Messenger RNA from Cyanistes caeruleus (blue tit), 1950 nucleotides. Its product is annotated as inositol 1,4,5-trisphosphate receptor-interacting protein-like 1. Gene Ontology annotation, cellular component: membrane. Lineage: Eukaryota; Metazoa; Chordata; Aves; Passeriformes; Paridae. The record is from RefSeq and is a predicted model, not a curated record.
AUGGAAAAGGAUAAAGAAGAGGCAUUGUUUAACAAACCCCCUCAGGUAGUCAUCCCAGUGCACCUGCAGGGCACAGAGGAAGAGCCAGCAGAAACAGCAAGACUGAGCAGAUAUCCUGGGCCAGAUGGAAAUGAAGAAGGCAGCAACAUCGAUGCAAAGGCAGAAAGCAGCACCGGAAAUGAAGCAAAGGAAGCCAAUGAAGUUGCAAAAGAAGAAGUAAACCAUGAAGAAGAAGAAGAAGAAGAAGAAGAAGAAGGAGGAGGACACAGCACUGUUGCAAAGGAAGAAAUCGAAAGCAACGAUGCAAAAGUGGAAGAAGACAAUAAGGAUGGAAAUGAAGAUGACAACAACGUUGAUGCAAAGACAGAAAGCGGUGCUGGAAAUGAAGCACAAAAAGGCAACGAUGGUGCAAAGGAAGAAAUAAACCGUGGUUUAAAGGAGGGCGAGGAAGCCAAUGCUGCCGGACUGGAAGAAGACAAACGGGAUGCAAAGAGAGAAGACGACGGCCACAGUAUCAAGGGGAACCUCGCAAGGCCUUUAGAGGAGUGCAUAGAGUUGCAUGUAGUGGACCUGGACAAAGGCUGCUCGCUGGUAGUGGAGCUGAUGGACAAGCUGAGAGACAUCUUUGGACAAGACUUUUCCAACUAUUUCUACCCGGUGCCACAACAAGCCAUCGGAGUGGGCAGUGCCUUUGAAGGCUGGAGUCCCCAUGCACAAGAUGUUGUGUACCGUGUGCUUGUACCCCUGAGUCCCCCUCCAGGACACGCCUUCCACCUGGAGCUGGACGCCGCAGGGAUGCUCCAGAGGAACUCGCGUGUCCGUGUGGAGCUGCUGUGCACCUGCAGAGGGGAGCAGCUGCGGGAGGACAUGCUGUGCUUCCUCCACCACUCCGAGGAGGAGCUGAGAAGGAAGCAGGACCCCAGCCUCCUGCAGACCCUGUGCACUGGCUCCUACCUAGACGUGGAGAAAACUGUCCAGUGGUUCUACCGAUUUGUGAGAGCAGCCCGGCUGCUUUUGCCUGCGUCCUGCCACUGGCAUUUAAUGUUGCAGCCCUGCAGCCGCUCCUGUAAAUUUCAGCUCAGCAAAGACACAGAAAGCUUCACGGUGGAGGUGAUCUUUGGGGUGCAGCAAGGAGACACAGAUAUCUUUGUGGGCAGCCAGCCUGCAGAAGUAGGCACGCCAAGCACAACGUGGCGCGAGACUUACGCCGUGGCAGAGGCAAAAUUCUUCAGGCACGUUUCCGGGCAGGCUCCCCAGGACAGCUGGCACUGCAAGUGCCUGCAGCUCCUCAGCUGCUUCCCGAUGGGCGGAGGUUUUUCCAGCUACGCCUUGAAGACUGUGGUGAUGCACCUCCUGAGCACCGUACCCCCGACACGCUGGCAGAGGGACUUCCGUCAGCGACUGAUGGAUAUCCUGAAGUACCUGCGGUGCUCGCUGGAGACAAAGCAACUUCACCACUUUGUCGUGGGCAAUGAGAAGUUUCCCAAGGAGAUCAAAUUGCCCUCCGGCUUGCGGCUGGCUCAACCACCCAACCUCUUUCCCCCUGGCGAGCAGCCCGGAUGCCCACACGAAGGUCGUGCAGGAGUACAUCCGCCUGCUGCAUCGGCUCAAACAAGUGCUGAUCUGCGGCCAUUGAAAGGGAUCUUCCUGCACGGAGCUGUGCUUGUGGGGCCCCUUGGCAGACCCUGUAGAUAUUAACCUCCCGUAGCUAGUGCAUUUUUACAGUACGUGUUAACCCCCCAUAGUUAGUGCAUUUACUAUACGUAUUACAGCCCCGUAAUUAGUGCUUUUCCCAUAUGCGUUAGGACCCUCUAGUUAGUGAAAGUACCAGACAGAUUGCGACACUUUAGGUGGCGCUUUUCCUGUAGAUAGUAAUGCCCUCUAGUUAGUGAAUUCAGCGUUCCAGACCCUUCUUUGUUAUUGUUUCAAUAAACGCAUUUAUUCCUUAAA